AUGGCCUCGGCCACCCCCGCCCCGCUAUCGUUCGCCCGGCCCCAGCGCGAGCGCGUCGCGCCGAACCCCGAGGACCGCGGUUCCCUGCUGCGCGCGUCCAUCUUGGAGAGUGCGCUCGAACUCGGCGUCGGCCACAACCGCACCGUCGCGAACUGGAUCUUCAACCCGGUCGAGGAGGGCGACGAGGAUGACGAGACCGAGGUGGACUCGCCGAGCCUCACCUACGCGUCGACCGCGACUUCGGAAGAGUCGAGUUUUUCCGCUGGCUUCUCCCAGCCAGGAGCUGGGAUCCUUAUAAAUGGCAAAGACAACCUCGCCGUCGAUUCGCCCGACGGGCCCAGGAGACGUGCGGCCUCUCCGGGAGUGCAGUUCGAUCUCAGCGCGACGCCGUCCCCGACGCUCAUGGCCCCCGCACGCUCUCCGACGCCUUCGCAUAUGCCCGCAAAUGCGACAAACAAGCUGCGAAAGCCGCGCCCGGAUGGAUACGAGAGCGAUGGUGGGUACGUGAGCGAGUCGGGAAAGGCGAAGAAGGAGCGGGAGAAACGAGAGAAGAAGGAGCAGAAGGAGAGGGAGAAGGCGGAGAAGAAGAGCAAGAAGAAGAGCAAGGGGGACGGCGGCGCGACGGACUACGAGAGCGACAGAGGGUACGUCUCUGAGGCCACUGCGAAGCGGAAGAAGAGCAAGAAGGAGAAGGGGUCGAAGCUCGCCGAGCCGCCCACCACGGACUACGAGACGGACAAGGGAAGCUCUUCUCGCAGCAAGUCCAAGUCCAAGUCGCGGAAACAGAAGACCACCAAUCCGACGGAUGGCGACGACUCUGACGGGGGCUAUCUGUCGGAGGGGACUAAGAAGAAACGGUUCUUCUCCCUCAAAAGCAAGUCGCGGUCCAAGCAGGGAUCCCUCGACCCACAAGAGCCCCCUCCUGUCCCUUCCCUCCCCACGAUUCACCCCAUCGCCGACAGGUUCAGGACGACCGACCUUGAAUCUUUCGACUCGCGAAGUUCUACCCCGUUACCUUCCGGAGAAAGCAGCGGCCGCCCCAGCGCUGACACCUUCACCUCCACGUCCUUCGAUUUCAUUGACAGUAACAGUGUCGAAGAUGACGAAGAGCUGUAUUCGCCAGAAGGUCUCACACAAGCAUUCCAGGACGCGGAGUCGGUGCGUUCUCCCAGUGUUGACUUUCUCUCAACAUUCGGUCGCCGCCGUGGUGCUGCCAGUCCCCUCUCGCCUCCUCACUUAGGCGUUUCCCCAUCCCCAUCCCCAUCCCCGUCCCCCUCCCCGUCGAAAGCAAAGGCCGUCCGCGCACGUCCCAUAAUCUCGGCGCCCAACACGACCACCCUCGCUCCUAAGCACGUCCCCAUGCCCCUCACCCUCACUCCCCCGACACCUACGGGCACCGCCCACCGUAUUCCGCCAUCCCCAGAUCCGGACUACGUCGUCGUCACCCCCACCCCCAACCUACAGCCUGACGUUUAUUCGCAUUCGUCGACACCCAGCUUCGGGUCCAUCACCGACUCCGUCAUCGACCCCGAGAUGACCCGCCCCAAGGUCCUCGCAUACUACGAUCUCCCACCCCCGUCCCCGCCUCCCACAGGCCCAUUACCAGAUGUCCCGCGCGACGUCGGCUCUCGCGCAACCAGCCCGUCUCCGAGCAUGGCCUCCGACGCCGCACGGAAUCGCUACCCCGCUCCCCGGACGGCUCCCGCAGACCCCACAGACCCGCGCGGACUGCACCGCCCGCUCGCCUCCCCCGUCGGUCGUCCCGCGCCCGCGUCCGCCGCGUCGCACCCGCUGUCGCACGAGAUCCACGGCGAGCGGCCGACGAUCCACAUUCAAGAGCCGCCGCCGUCCGCCGCCGUCCAGCGUGGCCGCGUGUCCCCCUUCCCCACCGCCCCCGUCCUCCCGCGGACGCAGGCGAGCGAGCUCAUGCGGCACACGACGCGCCACGCCCGCGGGACGCGCAACGGCAGCAUCGACCGCUCGCUGGAGCGCGGGCCCGCGUCCGCGAGCCCGUAUCCUCUAGGGCACGAUCGGUGGCCGUCUGAGGGGCAGCGGAUGGUCGUGCAGAAGGGUCCGUCGUCGGCGCUCGCCGGGUCGGGCACCGGGUGGCCGUCGCGCGACAGGGGGCAGCUGAACGUGCGGUGGGCGCCGCGCUCUGCGUCCGCGAUGGACACGCGCCGGCCGGGGGACGACGACGACGACGACCCGGCGGUGGACCGGCGGUCUUGGAUCUCGUACGACGACGAUCACGAGGCGCGCUCAGACUACCACUCCGACGACGAGCAGAUCGACGUCGCCUCCGCGAAGGCUUCGCCCGACGUCAACGCCAGCCUCCGCGCCCGGCAACAGUCCGGCAAUGUGCUGCAGGCGGGCGCGCGAGAGACGAUGGCCUCCGACUACGGCCAGGACACGGCUUACCUCGGCGUCGAUGAUGACGGGGCCGACCGCGCAAGCGUAUGGAGCCAAGCGGAGUCCCGCGCGAGCUUCAUCGACGGAGAACAGAGCGCGGCGAUCCGCGCAAAGUUCGUCCAGCGGGUGGAGGCGAUGUACGGAAAGUAG
Molecule: messenger RNA, 2559 nt
Organism: Epithele typhae
Lineage: Eukaryota; Fungi; Basidiomycota; Agaricomycetes; Polyporales; Epitheliaceae
Exons: 2
Coding region: 1-2559 (852 amino acids)
Source: RefSeq, a predicted model, not a curated record